Molecule: messenger RNA, 2157 nt
Organism: Larimichthys crocea (large yellow croaker)
Lineage: Eukaryota; Metazoa; Chordata; Actinopteri; Sciaenidae
Gene: ptafr
Product: platelet-activating factor receptor
Exons: 2
Coding region: 79-1209 (376 amino acids)
Biological process (GO): chemotaxis; G protein-coupled receptor signaling pathway
Cellular component (GO): membrane
Molecular function (GO): G protein-coupled purinergic nucleotide receptor activity; platelet activating factor receptor activity
Source: RefSeq, a predicted model, not a curated record
GUUUAACAGAGUUACAGUGACAUUCAGUCUUCAUAUCCUGAGCCGUUUUAGAAGAAGCAGAGAGGAAGCGGCCUGAAAAUGCUGGUCUCCACGACAGAACAAGUUGCUGUAACAGUAACACCUAGCCUGGACUCUUCAGUCGGUAUCGACUCAAACUUCCUCGACUCAGAAUUUCGUUACAGCCUCCUCCCAGUUGUCUAUGGCAUCAUCUUUGUCCUGGGCCUCUUGGCCAACAUCUACGUGCUGUUCGUGCUGCGCCGCCUCCGUGAAGCCAAGGCCAUGGGAGAAAUUCGAAUCUACAUGACAAACUUGACCAUCGCUGAUCUCCUUUUUGUGUGUGCCCUUCCAUUUUGGAUUGAUUAUUAUGGUCGCCACGGUAACUGGAUCUACACAGACUUCAUGUGCCGGGUGACUGGCUCAUUGUUCUUCAUCAACACCUACUGCUCCAUCCUCUUCCUUGGAGCCAUCAGUGUCAACCGGUACUGGGCAGUCACACGGCCUCUGGAUGCAGCCUCUUCAGACCACAGGCGACGUGGGAUAAUCGUGUGUGUUGUCAUCUGGGUGUUGACCAUGUCAAUGGCUAUUCCAUUUCUGGCAUCUCCUGGGACCAACACUGACAAGAAUAUGACUCGCUGUUUUGAGGGAUACCACAAUCAAACUGAUACAGAGAAAAAAAAAGUCGCUGCUACACAUUUUGCAAUAAUUGGGAUGUUUUUUAUUGUCUUUUUUCUUGUUGUGGUGUGUAAUUUCCUCAUUGCUCGAGCCUUACUUUCUCAAAGUGCUCCUCAGACACAAUUCACCUCUCUGACUUCAAAGCCCAGGGGUGUGAAACGGAGGGCUCUGCAGAUGUUGUGGGCAGUGGUCGGAGUGUUUGUUCUGUGUUUUCUGCCUCACCAUGUAAUUCAAGGCCUUUGGACUUUGGCUGUGUUACAGAUCGAACAGGGCUGGGGUCACGUAACAUGGGACCAGAAGACUCGUCAAGCACUCAAUGACGCACAUCAGAUCACCUUGCUUCUUAUGGGCCUGAACUGCAUUUUAGAUCCUAUCGUUUAUUGUUUUGCCACAAGGAAGUUUAGAAGGUUCGUCAUGGCCCAUGUUAAAAAGUUUACAAAAGGUGAAGGGUGUUCACAAACGGUCGAAACUCAGCUCUCCAUGGACAGUAGGAAUCAGAGCCAGAAAUUGCAGAACCAAGAGCCAAAUAUGGAUUGAUUUCUAACCAACCAUGCUAUUUCUGUAACACAUUAUCCUUGUCAGGGUUGUGGGGACUACAGCUCAUCCCAGCUGACAUUAGGCGAGGCUGGACAAGUCAUCAAUUCAUCACAGGACUAUGAAUCGACAAACAUAUGUAAUAUUUGUAUACAAAUGUAGAUACUAUUGCUUAACGUGUGUGAAAGACGUGUGUCUAUGUAAUUUAUUGUUUCUAACUCUGCAAUCUCAGAAUCUCAUUUAUUCUGUGAAAACUGAAUGGAGUGUCAUUGUCUUCACCUUUCAUUUGUACAUGUUGCAGGAUUGCAGCAUAUUGUGGUGUGCAUUGCACCAGUCCUUCUCUUUCUCUCUCUCUCUCUCUCUUUUCCUGUGUGAACUUUUGGGCUGAAAAACAGAAGCAGAAGUACAUUAGCCGAACAUUUACGACUUAAGACUAGCAGGACAAGACAUUGCAGGCCUUUUUUGGGUGGGCAGAGUGAAGAUUCUCACUAGAUAACACACGCACACAGAGUGAAAUAUGUUAUGACAUAAUGAUGUUGUCUGACAUUAGAUUAUAUCCUCUUUUUUUAAACCAGGGAGCUGUUUGAGCUGCUUCCCCUCUGCCUUUGAAUAUUGUGACAUACAUUAUGUCUCACAAUAGAAAAUCCCAUUAUUCUCUGUCCAAAAAAAGCCAGUGCUUAUUAUUAUUCAGCUAUCUGCUCUAUAUGUAUUUAUUCUAUAUUUUUUAUGUACCAUGAGCUUACCAGCUGUUGCAAAACAGAUUUAUGGUGGAAUUUUCUUAACCAAGUGGAAAAGUUUUUAUUAUCUUGAAUUGUAUUCUAAAGUGUGUGUAUUGUUGUUUUGAUCUUUCAAAAAGAAAUUGUAAUGUUUUUUUGUAGCUAACUCUUAUAAUUUAAAAUUGUAUUUGUGCAUUCAAAUUUUCUGUAUCGAAGUGAUUAAACAGUCCAUUUU